AUGAUCUCGCUAUCCCAGGAACACAUAGACCAUUUGAAUAAAACGUUGGUACAGCUCUCGCCGCAGGAGGUGCUCCAGUGGGCCGCCGUGACCUUCCCCCAUUUAUACCAAACCACCGCUUUUGGACUCACUGGGUUGGUGAUUCUCGACAUGAUUUCCAAGACAAAGCCCGUGGAUCUCAUUUUCAUCGACACCUUGCACCAUUUCCCGCAGACUUACGAGUUGGUGGAAAAAGUGCAGCAAAAGUACAAUCCACAGUUGCACAUCUACAAACCCAAGGAUGUGGGAAACGAGGAAGAGUUCGCCAAGAAGCACGGCGACUCGCUUUGGGAACGCAACGACGAUCUCUACGAUUUUCUUGUCAAGGUGGAACCUUCCCAAAGAGCCUACAAGGAGCUCGGCGUGAAUGCCGUUCUUACAGGACGCAGAAAGUCCCAAGGAGGAGCCCGUGCUGCCUUGCCUGUGGUUGAGGUGGAGCAGCUGAGCGGAAUUAUCAAAAUCAACCCAUUGUGGAACUGGGACUUUGCCCAGGUGAAGGCGUACAUCACGGAAAACAACGUUCCUUACAACGAAUUGCUUGAUUUGGGAUACAAGCUGAUUGGCGACUGGCACCUGACGGUGGCGGUGGCGGAAGGAGAGGACGAGAGGUCGGGCAGAUGGAAGGGCAAGACCAAGACGGAAUGUGGCAUUCAUGAAACGUCCCGUUUUGCUCAGUACUUGGCCAGUUCCAGCUCGCAGGCCUAG
Molecule: messenger RNA, 744 nt
Organism: Candidozyma duobushaemuli
Lineage: Eukaryota; Fungi; Ascomycota; Pichiomycetes; Serinales; Metschnikowiaceae
Gene: MET16
Product: phosphoadenylyl-sulfate reductase (thioredoxin)
Exons: 1
Coding region: 1-744 (247 amino acids)
Cellular component (GO): cytoplasm
Molecular function (GO): phosphoadenylyl-sulfate reductase (thioredoxin) activity
Source: RefSeq, a predicted model, not a curated record